Debaryomyces fabryi is the source of this 1437-nucleotide messenger RNA. RefSeq lists its product as uncharacterized. Gene Ontology annotation, molecular function: succinate-semialdehyde dehydrogenase (NAD+) activity. The transcript has a single exon. NCBI's taxonomy places the organism in Eukaryota, Fungi, Ascomycota, Pichiomycetes, Serinales, Debaryomycetaceae. The coding region runs from base 1 to 1437 and encodes 478 amino acids. The record is from RefSeq and is a predicted model, not a curated record.
AUGAAUUUAUCAACUAUUCCAUUGAUUAUCAACGGUGAAGAAAUUUCUACUUCCAAUUUGUAUCCUGUGUAUUCUCACAAACAUUCGCAAGAUAAGAUAUGUGAUUUCAGUUAUUUGAGUGAUUAUGAAAAACAAAUUCCAGAGAUUUGUGAUCAUGCUGAAAAAGGGUUUGAAGAAUGGUCAUCUAUACCCUUCAAUGAGAAAAGAAAUAUUUUAAAGAAGGCUCUUGAAUUGCUUGUCACCAAACGAGAUGAACUCGUAGAAUCUCACAAAGUUAUUGGAGGACCAGAAUGGUUCAGUCAAUUUAAUGUUGAAGGUGCUGUUGGUCAAUUAGAAGAAUAUAUAUCACAGUUAUCUCAACCUGAUGGAGUGGUCCCAAAGUCGAAUCAUUGUGAAUUAGCCUUGGCGUACAGACAGCCAAUUGGAACAGUAUUGUCGAUUUCUCCAUGGAAUGCUCCAGUGAUACUUGGGAUGAGAUCAAUUGUGGGGCCAUUAGCAGCUGGAUGCUCGAUUAUUGUCAAGUCGUCGGAUAAAUCGCCUCAUACGGCGUAUUUGUUGGUGAGGUGUUUCUUAGAUGCCGGCGUACCGAAGAAUGCAUUACAAUUAGUUCAUCUUAAGCCAGAGGAUAAUCCUAAAGCCGUUGAAUUAUUUUUAGGUAAUAGGGCUGUUAAGAAAGUGCACUUUACGGGAUCAACAAGUACUGGCCGAGCUAUUGCUACUGUUGCAGCAAGGAAUUUAAAGCCAUACAUGUUGGAAUUAGGAGGAAAGAAUUAUUCGAUUGUUGAGGAAGACGCUGAUUUGGAUAAAGCUAGUCAAAACAUUCUAUGGAGCGCAUGGUGUCAUAUGGGUCAAAUUUGUAUGAGUACUGAUAAAACAUACGUUCAUGAGUCCGUAUAUGAUAAGUUUUUAACAAUGAUUAAGGGUACUGCUGAAUCUAUAAUGAAAGAUCCAGAUUAUAAUUUAUCUCAAAGAGAUGAAGGGUAUGCUAGAAGCAUUCGCAAACUUGUAAGUGAAGCAAUUUCUAAGGGCGCCAAAAUUGAAUUUGGGUCUGAGACUAAGUUUUCUGAUAGCGGUGAAAAUGUUCCAGUAACUCCGCUCAUUUUAACAAAUGUUACAUCAGAUAUGCUACUUGAUUCCGUUGAAACGUUUGGUCCUGUAUUAUCUAUUUAUAAGUACAAUGAUGCAAGUUCACUUGUAGAAAAAUUAAAUAAUGAUCAAAGUUGUUUGAAAACAGCAAUCUGGUCUAAAAAUACUGUCAAGGCAUUACGGAUUGCUAAGAAAAUCCAGUGUGGUGGAAUCCACAUAAACAGCUCUACAGUUCACGAUGAACCAACUAUUGCUCACGGUGGUAUUAGAGAAAGUGGACAAGGCAGACUUAAUAGUUCUUGGGGGAUCGAGGAAUUUUCCUAUGUCAAAACAAUCACGAUCGAUGAAUAA